CGCUGUUUCUCAGUUUUCUCUUAUACAUUUAGCUCACUCAUAGACAUCAGACACCAGAUUCCUCUAUCUCCGGUACCACAGUGCAUGUAUGGCUAUACAUAGGACUUAGCUGUUCGUUUGCGGGACCCUGCGACCCGAGGUGACAGUCCCUGUUGGAUUCGAGACCACAGGUCGAAUCGUCAAUGUUUCGGAAUCCUCGAGAGAAUGCUCUUCGUCCUCCCUCAAAGCAUAUUCGUCCUUCCAUAGGUCGACCACCUUCUCCCAUGCGGGGUUUCACGCAAAGCCAACUCGAUCCCUCUUCUGCUUCGGCCCCGAAAUCCGCUCCAUUAUCCAGCCCGAGAACAACCCACAUGCCUACCGUCCAACCCAAACCGACUCCAUUACAAGUCCGGCCUCCCCCCAAGUCGAAUCCUAUGUUCAAACCCCGAGACCACUCAAAAUCCAAGGUCAGGCAGAACGGCAAUAUUCUAUCGUUCUUCAAAAAAGCCGAGGAGAAGGCGACUGCUCUCUUUGUUCCAGGGGCGUCUCGAGACGUGGAUCAAUCUGCCGUUCCUUCAUUCGAAGAUACUCCUAUCCCCAUCGAACGGUACAACGAAUGUAAUGGAAGUGUCAAAAGACGAAAGACAGGCACUGAGGGAUCGACGGAGCCGAGCAUCUCAGCUUCCCAAAGCACGGCUGCUGAAAGCGCUUCCGACCGGAACGUUGAGGGAGAACAUAAAAAUACCCCUUCAAAACGAAACGGAAGCCUUGGUUAUCACAGGUCCCGUCGAGGGCCAUUUGCAUUAGACAGUGACAGCGAAGACGAUGGAUACGAGGAGGGAGGAAGCAUUGGCGAGAGGGCUGAAGGCCUAAUGGGGCAGAAUAUUGAUCAGGCCGUUCCCCCACCUGGAAAUUCCUGCGACGAUGAAUCACAGCGGGCAUUCAAAAAUUUACAUCGCGACACUGUAAAUGAGAAAUAUAGGAAAGAUCAUGUUGGCGAAAUUGAAGCAGAGCUGAACGAUGACGAUUGGUUUGAUGGCGUACCUCCUGAGGGCAUACAAGAAGAAUGGUCGGACAUAGAACCAAAAGAGUUGAACGAGGAAGGGGAUGAGGCAUCAGUCUUUCCGGAGAACCUGGCAUGUCCAAUAUGUGCUUGCAGCUUAGAACGAUCUUCCCCUGAACAAGCAUCCAUUCAUGUCAACAGCUGCCUCGACAGACCCUCAGCCGGAGAGCCGAACGAACCAAAACCCGAGUCUGAUUCUAAGGAUAUCCCAUCUCCCCGGAUCGUUCGCCCUCCCAAACCGGCUCAACGAAGUCCUUUCACACCUGGACUCCUUGGGCCAAAGGAUAGCUCGGCGUUCACGAAAAUCAUGUCCAGUCAUGCUGAGAAUACUGCGUGGAAAAAUGCAGCCGUGGCAGAAUCCGCGUCCAAAGGAAGACCUUCUUAUCAGCGGACGUGUCCGUUUUACAAGAUCAUCCCCGGGUUCUCUAUUUGCGUUGAUGCGUUCCGAUACGGGGCCGUACAAGGGUGCGAGGCAUAUUUUCUGAGCCAUUUCCAUAGCGACCACUACAUUGGGCUGACUGCUAGUUGGAAUCACGGCCCGAUCUACUGCAGCAAAGUCACGGGAAACUUGGUUCGUCAACAGCUUAAAGUCAACCCGAAGUAUAUCAUCGACUUGGAGUUCGAGAAGCGGGCAAGCGUCCCAAAUACAAACGGGGUAUCUGUCACCAUGAUACCAGCAAACCACUGUCCCGGGAGUUCUCUGUUCUUGUUUGAAAAGGUCUCCACGAAAGCCAGUCGUAGUCGAACGCAACGCAUCUUGCACUGCGGCGACUUUCGAGCCUCUCGUGAACAGCUCGAACACCCUCUCCUCAGAUCCGAUGUCCUAGAUCCGGUGUCUGGCUCGGUUCGGCAACAGAAAAUUGAUGUGUGCUACCUGGAUACAACCUACCUGAACCCACGAUACGCCUUCCCAGAUCAGUCUGAAGUCAUAUCCGUAUGCGCAGAAAUGUGUGCAAGUCUUAGCAAGGAGAAAAAAGACCUCCGCGAUGGCUGGGAACAAGUUAAGCGCGGAAAGGCGGACAAACGCAUGGAGGCAUUCAUUCAAAGGAAUCCACAGGAGCCUGGCCACAAACCAUUACCCCGAGAUGAGUCGAGAGGAAAGCUUCUCGUGGUGGUCGGAACUUACAGCAUUGGAAAAGAGCGCCUGUGCGUUGGGAUUGCACGGGCGCUGGGGAGUAAGAUCUUUGCUCCGGCCGCGAAACGACGAAUCUGUGGCUGCCUGGAAGACCCAGAGCUUUCAUCGCUUCUCACCAAAGAUCCUAAAGACGCUCAAGUGCAUAUGGUGCCUAUGUUUGAGAUCCGCUCAGACACGCUUGCGGAGUAUAUGGCCUCUCAUGCGGGCACCUUUACUCGCGCCGUUGCAUUUCGUCCAACAGGCUGGACAUAUCGACCUCCAGGUUUCCGGUCUACCGACUCUCCCACUGUCCCGAACGUACUGUUUGGAGACACUUGGAAAACGAGUUUUUCCUUGAAAGAUCUAGUAGCUCAGAGAGGAAGCACUGAGAAUGUCGGUUGCUUCGGCGUACCAUACUCCGAGCACAGCUCGUUUAGAGAGCUGACCAUUUUUUGCUGCGCAUUGAAUAUUGACCGAAUCAUACCAACGGUCAAUGUCGGAGAUCCCAAGAGCCGGGAGCGAAUGAAGGCAUGGUUGGACAAGUGUGCUGCUUUCUCACAGCGAAAUCCGGACUCAUUUCUACGCAUAGCAGAAUGUAUGAGCAGGGGUGGCAAUGGCAACGUUUGAAAACGUUCGGAAUGAAAUAGCAUAAACGACGUCAGCCGAAUCUAUGUGAAUAUGUACAGUGGCCAACAACUGUAGAAUGUAUCGUCUCCCACUAACAUGCCAUUGUACCUGUGCCUCAUGAUAACCUCUCCCGUGCGGCGGCUUCCUCUCUUGCUCGCAUGUUGCUUGCAAUCUUCGCAUCCACCUCUCGGCUUUUUAUCUCGUAAUGCUCAACCAGCUUAUCCAGGUUAAUACCAUGUCCGGCAGGGACGUUGUAGGGUGAGCCGGCAUUGAAGACCCUAUCAAAACCCAAUUAGUUUGUUUCUCCUGAGAACCGUUGAUUCGGAAAUAUGAUGUCCCUGAGAGAGCAACGGUAUCAACAAUAGAAGCUAGCGGACGUACUCUGCACCGUUCAAUUCACUUGGACCCCGGUACUUCGAGUUGACAAUGAUGUUCCUGUCCUCUCGUGCUUGCUGGAUGUAGGCCGACCUCAACGCAUUC
This is a messenger RNA of Eremomyces bilateralis CBS 781.70, 3263 nucleotides long. Its product is annotated as DRMBL-domain-containing protein. The transcript has a single exon. Lineage: Eukaryota; Fungi; Ascomycota; Dothideomycetes; Eremomycetales; Eremomycetaceae. The coding region runs from base 183 to 2783 and encodes 866 amino acids. Gene Ontology annotation, molecular function: 5'-3' DNA exonuclease activity; damaged DNA binding. Gene Ontology annotation, biological process: double-strand break repair via nonhomologous end joining; protection from non-homologous end joining at telomere; interstrand cross-link repair. The record is from RefSeq and is a predicted model, not a curated record.